UUUGUGCUCGGCGGUGCUGCGGAGGUGAGCGGGUGGCGGGGCCGCGGCGGCCGGCUCGGGACCAGCCCAGCCUUCCCUUUCCCUCGGCGGCCGGCUCGGGACCAGCCCAGCCUUCCCUUUCCCUCCUCUCGGCGUCGCGGUGUGGCCCCCGGAGGCCUCCCCUGAGGCCUGACUGGAGGGGCUGUUGUGGUCCCGGUGGGGGGCCUUGAGACGCUAUGGAGGAAGGAAAAGAGAUGGCAGCAUGUUGCUCAAGUAAUGAGACUGAAGAAAAAACAAGUAUUCACAUGAGUAAUGUUUCAGACCUUAUUCUUCUGUGUGAUGAAAAGUUUGAUUUUGACCUUUCACUCUCUCCAGCAAGUGGAAAUGAAGAUGAAGUUUUUAUUGGCCCUUUGGGACAUAAAGAAAAAUGUAUUGCUGUCAAUAUUGAAGCAAAAAAAAAUGCUGAAGAAAAGACUGUAUCUGUUUGUGAUGAAAAGUGGAGCCCACUUACAGGAGAGAAACUUGUGGAAAUUUUCAAAGAAGCUCGCUUGUUAGCACUGCAAAUAGAGACUGGAAGCAAGAAGGAACAGACUGAAAUAAGCCAAUCGGAAGAACAGGAAAACAAGAUUAUAGAAAAAUUUGUGGAGGAGUCAGAGUCAAAACUAAAAAUACUGAGAAACCAAAAUAUAAAGAAUAGUCCCAGGGCUGUUAAAAGAGAGACAUACUGUGUGUGGGAUAGCCCAGCAUGUCAGCUGCCACCUUGUUUUCAGAAGGAAUCGGAUAAACUUUUGUCAGAUGCCAAAACAGAAGCUCUUCAUGCUUUUUCAAACAGAAGUCCUGUUAGAAUAUGCGUACCUCCUACAAAAAUUGCCAGUUCACCUCUGACAGAAGAACAGAAAACUAAGGAACAAAAUACAAAGGCAACUGGCAAACUGCCAAUGGCAAAACCUUCAUCUACUCUUGGAAAAAGCAAUUCAUUGACAACUGAAAAGCCUAAACAAGGAAAAAGAACUAGCAUUUCUACAAAAAGAGACUUGAACAGCAUGGGAUCAUCUGAAGAUAUAAUUUCUGAUAAAUCUAGCGCUGCUUCAGAUGUCUUUGAGUCAUCAUGCAGUGGCAGUUCUUCAUCAGAAGAUAAAAAAAACCUUCCUGCACCUAGUAAGCCUGGCUUAAAGAAGAUAACGCACCUAAAACUUCCUGGUGUUGCCAGUGGUCUCACAAGAAAAACUACUUCGUCUUUGUCGUCAGUUUCCAGCAUGGACCCAAGUCUGAGUUCAAGUUUACCCAUUUCUCCAACAGGAAAAAAUGGAAAAUCAAGCAUGCCUUCGAAGGUUAGUGUGAGCGGCUCUAGGCUUUCAUCUAGUUCAAGCAGCCUGGCCCUUGUCAAACCUACCAGAGUGUCAUCUCUGCCAUCUGCCAAUACUGAGAAAUCCAGGAAGCAAGCAAGAUCAUCUAGUACUCCCACAACAUUUAAUGCUGCAAGCCUGGCUAAAUCUUCAGCUUCUGUAACAUCAUCUGAGGCUGUAGGCAGUGGAAUUCAGAGACUGAGCUCUGUUCACAGUCUGCAGAAGCUAUGUCAGCAGAAUAAAGAUGGAAGUGCAACAAAAGGAAGCCUGUGUCCAAAACCCAGGGCUAGAGUUUUGUCUGUUCCUGCAAGUCAGACUAAAGUUCUAGGGAAGACUGGAGAUACACCACCAAAAAAAUCAGCACCAAAAGCAACAUCAUCUCUUGGAUUGACAUUUUGUGGCACACUUGGAAGCGCCAUGGCAGUCAGCACUCCUGUGAAAGCCUCAGAAGACAGGAUCUCUCAGAAUUCUAGUUUUCGUAUGAAGUCUGUCUCCAUGACUCCUGCCAGUCUGAAACGGUCUGGCUUACCUACGCCUAUUCGUCGUAUCUCAGGAUUUCCAGCAGUGACUCCUAAAACUACACCAAGAAUGGCAUUUUCUCCACAUGCUGCAUCUAUUUGCCAAAGUUCCAGCUUUUCUACCAAAAAGACUCUUACAGCUGGUUCUAAACGGACAAAAGAGAAGACACAGAUAACUUCUUCAGAAGAUGAUAUAUCUCCUCCACCUUUGCUACCUCUUGCACUUAACUUCUCACCAGAAAAAGCUACUACAGGAGUAGUAGAAAAUGAAUUAAAAGAGGCUGAAGUACAAAAUCAGCUGGCUGAAGAGAAACAAACUGAGGCCUUACUGGUAGAUAUUGGAGUAGGCAAAUCACUCCUACACACUUUGGAAUGUGAAAGUAGACCUCUGCUUGACCUUUCUAAUACUCCUGAAGUGAAUAAGAUUACUCCUCUAAAGCCUGUGUUCUCAGCACAGGUAAAGCUAAUUGAUCUCAGUUCACCCCUUAUCACUCUGAGUCCCGAUGUAAACCAAGAAAAUCUGGAUUCCCCUCUAAUCAAGUUUUGAAUGUUAGCUGAAAUGAAGAAUUCUUGGCAUCUGUGAUCUUCAAAGUCUUUAGGUGUUAUGUUUCACUGGUACUGUUUUUUUUGAAGGCGGCUAUAGAUUAUCUGAUUAACUGCAUUAACACCAUAGAAUUUUAGUAGUCUUGAUAUAGUCAAACUGAGUCUGAUUAAGGGUUCUGUUAAUGGAUAUGCUGCAAUGGAUGUAUUUAAACUGUGUUGCCCUAAGGCUAAAAGGGAUAUUCCCCGUAUUGGAAGCCUUUCACUUUUUGUUUCCUACCAAUUGUUCUUUGAUUCCUUAUCCCAUAUGUGCCACAGAUUUAAUUUAAAAUAAAUGAAUUGUUUACUGAACUGUUGUGCAAAAUAGCAAUCUUUUUGUUACAGGCUUUGGCUGCACUAUUUUAGUGUUUCACUAGCAAAUGUUAAGAUGCAGGUAAAGCUAGUGGGCUCAGGGUGGUUUUUCAUACAAAAGUAUAGCAAGUUUGGGAAUAAAUGUUUUACUCUUGACUGCUAAUGGAAUACACUAACAGCAACAGCUUAAUUGGUGUAAUCCAAAGGAGAAAGUUACAGCUUGUUAUUGCCAGAUGGUUUAAGUCUUAAUAUUUGAAAGUCAGAUUUGAACUUUCUCCUCUCGAUAGAAAAUGCUUUCUUACCUAGAUUUGACACACUUGGAUACUACAUGGAGAUUUUAGAUACAGGGAGGUGAACGGAAAUGAAAAUGCAUGUAGUGGCAGCAGCUCAUAAAUGUUGAAGUAAGAAGCCUGUCUUGGAGACUACGCAUAUAUACUAGCUUAAUUUAUUUACUAAAAUUUAUCAAGAGAUUGAAAUGGAUUUUCAGCUGUGGUAGAAGAUGGGGAAUCUAAAUGCUUAUGUAGGAAGAAGUGUUCAGGUGAGUAUCAAACAUUUGGAUGCGGAACAAGGCUGCUGUCUUGGUUUUAUCAUAAGGCACUUGCCUACUUCUCACCUGCCUCUUCCGUGGUUACUGAAUUGAAGGCGUUUGGUCAGAUUGUCAAGAUUCUUCUGAGUCAGGCGAAACAAUCCUGCAACCUGUAAAAUAUGAAACAUAAAAAUCUGGAAUUUGUAUUUUUCUUUGCUUGUUCCUGGUUUCCUUCUGUGAAAAGCAAGAGAGCUGCUUCAGCCAAAGCA
Messenger RNA from Cuculus canorus (common cuckoo), 3529 nucleotides. RefSeq names its product G2 and S-phase expressed 1 (gene GTSE1). The record is from RefSeq and is a predicted model, not a curated record. The coding region runs from base 216 to 2390 and encodes 724 amino acids. The transcript is spliced from 12 exons. NCBI's taxonomy places the organism in Eukaryota, Metazoa, Chordata, Aves, Cuculiformes, Cuculidae. Gene Ontology annotation, molecular function: microtubule binding. Gene Ontology annotation, cellular component: cytoplasmic microtubule; microtubule cytoskeleton.